Messenger RNA from Dermacentor silvarum, 602 nucleotides. It is a transcript of the gene Ccdc58, whose product is annotated as protein MIX23. Gene Ontology annotation, cellular component: mitochondrial intermembrane space; mitochondrion. The coding region runs from base 79 to 522 and encodes 147 amino acids. The transcript is spliced from 4 exons. Lineage: Eukaryota; Metazoa; Arthropoda; Arachnida; Ixodida; Ixodidae. The record is from RefSeq and is a predicted model, not a curated record.
AGCAACUGAUACCGAAUAUCCCAGUUAUUAAAUUUUACGAACGUGCGGCUAGACCGGUACCUAUGAACUCGUAGAAACAUGGCGGCCUCCGCAUCAGCCGGCGAGACUGUAAUCCCAUGUGACGAUUUUAUGGCAUUUCAGGAAGUGCUGCGGAAGUUUCGUCGUGUAGACGACAACAUAAUAUCAUCUUUAAACACAACUUUACCAACAGAAUCCUUUGCCGCCGAGUGUGACCCCACCGGGCUGUGCAAAAAGUUGUACGAAGAGCUUUUAAACGCUUAUGCUCAACGGGACAAGGCCAUCAAAGGGUGCCUGCAGCAGUCGAAAGACAAGUUGGACCAUCUUCAAGAGUUGCGCGCGGCGAAAGGUGACGAGCCGGCCACUUUGAGGCAACUUCGGAAAGAGCAGUCCAAGAUUCGUAUGUUGCGGAACGAGCUAAACGUCGAAGAAGUUGUCAAGGACCGCAGUUUAAAGGUGUUCCACGACCGAUGCCGGCUCUUCUACAGCCCACCAGAAGUUUAAUAAGAAGGAACACUAGGUGCCUCCAGCUACUACUGCUUUUUUGUAGAUAAACCAGCAACACGAUUCUUUUUUAAAACUUC